GGAAUGACUGGCUAGUCAUUUGGGAUUAUAGGGGGGCAUUGUGGUCUGUAUAGGUGUGGGCAGCAUGGAAGCCAAUAUCUCAGUUCCUCCAUAUGAAUCUGAAGGCAUGCUCCAUGAGUCUGCUGCACAAGCUGUUCUGCAGAUACUCCCAUUGGUGCUGCUCUCAGCUACGUUUGUCAUCGGUGCUCUGGGCAAUGGGCUGGUGAUCUGGGUGGCUGGAUUCCGCAUGGCACACACAGUCACCACCAUCUGUUACCUGAACCUGGCUCUUGCUGACUUCUCCUUCACUGCCACCCUGCCCUUUCUCAUUGUCUCCAUGGCCAUGAGAGGACUUUGGCCUUUUGGAUGGUUUCUGUGCAAGUUUGUUUACAUUGUGGCAGAAGCAAAUCUUUAUGGAAGUGUCUUUCUAAUUGGUCACAUUGCUCUGGAUCGUUGUAUUUGUGUCUUGCAUCCAGUGUGGGCCCAGAAACACCGCACUGUUGGUCUGUCCAAGAAAGUCAUUGCUGGAAUCUGGAUGUUUACCCUCGUCCUUAGUUUACCAAUUUUCAUCUUCUUGAACACAGUAAGCAAUCAAAAAGGGAACGUAUACUGUAACUUCAACUUUGCAUCUUGGGGUGCAACUGUUGAAGAGAAGAAGAAGUUGUCCACCACUGUGAAGACAACUAGAGGGAUCAUCCGGUUCCUUAUUGGAUUCAGCCUGCCCAUGUCCAUGGUCACCAUCUGCUAUGGACUCAUUGCUGCCAAGAUUCAUAGAAAAGGCAUGAUGAAUUCCAGCCGCCCGUUUCGGGUCCUCACUGCUGUUGUGACUUUCUUCUUCAUCUGUUGGUUCCCCUUUCAACUUGUUGGCCUUCUCAGAACUGUCUGGGUGAAAGAAAGUUCUAAGUACAAAAUGCUUGAUGUCCUAAUUGACCCAACAAUGUCCUUGGCCUUCUUCAAUAGCUGUGUCAACCCAAUACUGUAUGUUUUUGUGGGCCGGGACUUCCGAGAGAGCCUGAUGCAAUCUCUUCCUGCCAGUCUGGAAAGGGCUCUUAGGGAAGACCUAACAAACACCAGUAACUCAGCUACUGGCUCUGAUGAACCUGCUGAAGUGGUUGAAUUAAUGCCAGCAUAAGGCUUUGUCCCUAGUCCAACCUUGAUCCCACUUCUGGGUUUGUCUCCCCUGGUUCUUUUCCAAUGA
This is a messenger RNA of Octodon degus (degu), 1177 nucleotides long. Its product is annotated as N-formyl peptide receptor 2-like. Gene Ontology annotation, molecular function: N-formyl peptide receptor activity; complement receptor activity. Bases 65 to 1111 code for a protein of 348 amino acids. Gene Ontology annotation, cellular component: plasma membrane. The transcript is spliced from 2 exons. The record is from RefSeq and is a predicted model, not a curated record. Gene Ontology annotation, biological process: inflammatory response; positive regulation of cytosolic calcium ion concentration; complement receptor mediated signaling pathway. Lineage: Eukaryota; Metazoa; Chordata; Mammalia; Rodentia; Octodontidae.